Molecule: messenger RNA, 2146 nt
Organism: Paramacrobiotus metropolitanus
Lineage: Eukaryota; Metazoa; Tardigrada; Eutardigrada; Parachela; Macrobiotidae
Exons: 7
Coding region: 666-1706 (346 amino acids)
Source: RefSeq, a predicted model, not a curated record
ACGGAGCUGUUCACGCGGGUAUUUCUAAAACGUGCCGUAUCUUUCCUUCGACCAGUUAAAAAGCAGAUCGGUUCGGAUUGUUAUGAAUCAUAAUCCUGGUCAAAACAAAACCAGACCGGAGAUAAGAAAGCCAAAAGUGUUUGAGGACGCGUAUUGUAUAUGAAAUGCCGUUGUUUGCAAAACAACUGUAAGGUGCCACAGUUAAUGGAAUGGCCACCUGGCUGUCUGACAUUUGGGCCACCGUAUAUUUCGGUUUUUUAGAUUAUGGGCUUCUUAAGUUUCUUAUUUUUUUUAGGUUUCUUAGGGUUUCUACUUACUAGGUUUCUCAGAUUUCUUAGAAUUCUUUAGGUGGCGCAAGUGUUAUGUAGUCAGUGGAAUUGGAAGCGCUCUAUGGAAUUAACAAGUCGGUGGAAAACGUGAUUUGGCGCGUUUCUACUUUCUAGUUUUUCUUAUUAAUCUGCCAGGAAUCACUGUUUGCUUAUAACUUAUUUGUAAAAAUUUGUGAUUUAUCGUUUGUCUUGCAAUUCAAAUUGCAAUGGUUUGUUACGGUUGUACCUUGUUAAACUGAGUCCGGAGUUAUUUGCACAUUUUCGAAAUUUUGAGGCUUGUGUCUAAGUCUCGCCGAGACAUUUGUCUAUGCGAAGUGCGUGUACGUAUACUGCACAAUGUCAGCUGGGAAUGGGAAUACAUUCAAACGUCCAGGUCCUCGAGCUGCUUCAGUAAUGCCCUCAGGAUCAACCCAGCCCACGGCCAGCAGCAGCAGUCCUAAUUCCGCCCAAAAUGACGAACGUAUUGCUUUUGUGGACUUCCGUUUCAACGAUAUUCUGGAGCGUCAUCGGUCUCGCGGAGAUCGCUUUGUCUUCACGGUGGACGAGCACGUUACUGCUGGUUCCAUGGAAUAUUCAAUGGGCUGCGUUCCAGCGCGUAGCAAAUUUGUAAGGCCUAUCGCGGCGGUUGAUGGAUUCUACUUGUUCCCGCUGCAGCGUGGAGAGAAAAUCAUGGUCAAGGACAUGCAGAUACAAACAGAAGAUGUGUUUCGUACGGCAACGGUCCAUUAUGUCGUCAAUUCUCCACUGGAAGAAGAAACCUGUAUGCGUUGUGUCAAAGCUUACUUAAGUGCCUUGCAGGACGGAGAUCUGAAUGCUAUCGCGGAUAAAGUCUUGGGUGAAGCUGAAAACGCUAUGGAAGUGGACGCAGCCCAACCGGAGCCCCCUGUCGUCAGCGUUGAAGACCGUGCGUCGCGCGCCAGCACUGUGGAAGCUCCAAGUGCGCGUAGCUCUGUGGCGCGAAGCGAUGCUGGAGACCGUGAUUCCAUGCGGAUGGCCAGUGUGGAGCGAGGCGGAUAUAAGUUUCCGUAUCUCGAACGAAGUGUGGGAAAGGUGCCGCUGCAUUCGAAAUAUCCGUUUUUUGUUGACCCACACGAAUUGAAAAAACUGGAAAACAUACAGUUUGUCGAGCAUUACGUUCCAGGUUUGAUGGAUUUGCUGCUUGGACUGAAAAAUGGCCCGGGUGCUAACAAUCUGCGCACCCUGAUUCAGAACUCCAAUCGUGGAGGUGUAACAAACUGGCUGGGAUCGCAGUUUCUUAACUGCAUGAAAGAUCACAUUUUCCCACUGGUGGAAAAGCGCAAACUACGUCUUGAACGCGGCAAUAAAGAGGAACGGGUCACCUUCUUGGUCAAUCAGCAUUUGAAUAAAUUUAAGUGAAAAUUGACAGCCGCAGUACAAAGAAUGGGGAACGUGGAAUUCGUUUUGUUGGACUAAUUUCGGUUCAACGUUUUUUGGUGGAUAUAAGUACUGUAAUUGAUUGUUUUGUUGCGAUAUAAAAUAGAGUCGCUGUGUUGUGAGGCGCACAGUUUUGUUAUUUUGCCGAGAAUCCUAGCGAGCGAUAGCUCUUCCAAGCAAUGGGCCAAUGAUUUUUGUGGUUUAGCAGUGGAUACGUGACAUACAUAGUGAAUGAUAAUUUCCUCAUAAUAUUGUGGAUAUGAGUGUUGAAUUAAUGGACGUACCGUAGCUGUCUUCUUAUUUUUAUCUAAUGCGAUGCAUACGAGUUGUUAUCGGAAUCGGUUUACUGUGCUUCAAAAGGAUGUGUAUAUUUUGUAGUUUGCUGACUUAAGCAACGAUUUAUUUGUGUGAUAAAAUUGUGA